Molecule: messenger RNA, 3404 nt
Organism: Electrophorus electricus (electric eel)
Lineage: Eukaryota; Metazoa; Chordata; Actinopteri; Gymnotiformes; Gymnotidae
Biological process (GO): regulation of transcription by RNA polymerase II
Cellular component (GO): nucleus
Molecular function (GO): RNA polymerase II cis-regulatory region sequence-specific DNA binding; DNA-binding transcription activator activity, RNA polymerase II-specific
Source: RefSeq, a predicted model, not a curated record
UACUGCGCUCACGUAGUAAGCAAUGCUAGCUAGUUGGCUAAUCUUUUAAAAAGGAAAAUAUCAUAACUUACCUGUUAUCCAUUAGCUGUUCAGUUUUCUAGGUAGCAAUGGAUAAACAACAGUUACCGAGAACAGAAGCUCAAGGCUUCAGACUACCCCUUUCCUCUUUGCGUCUUCUGGUUCCACCUUUGCACCUGAUGUCUGCAUUUAUGUGGCAAGUUCUACAACAGAAAAAUGUACUGCAUUAUGGGAAACUGGAGGAGUUUGUGUCCAUGGUUACAGAAAAUGUUCCACAAUUGAUGAGUUACAGACAAAGAGCACAGCUCAUACUGGGUUUGAGGGCGAGGAUGAUCUUAGAGAUGUUACGAGGCCCAGUGGAUGUAAAAGUCAUCAUCCAAGCUCACUUGGACAGAAUGGGACUUCCUGCUGUUCCAGCUGGAUGCUCAGUAGACAUAGAUUCUGAUUUGGAGCUCUCAGUGGCUAACUUCAAGGCACUGGUGCUUGAACUGCUAAAGGACCCAGCAGAAAAAGCUUAUUUCUUCCAGGCAGUGUUUCCUGUGCAGUACGGACCGCGGUAUGACACAGCACUCAAGGAACUAAUGUGGGAACUACUGUCCUGUCUGGAGAGGUUGCUUCCUGUUCCAGACUUUAAAAAGACGCUGUCUUGGCUCACUCCUGCCCCUGCUGGCCUGGAUGAAUGCAUAGAAUCAGAACCAAAAUAUUUGCAAGAACUGCUACAGCAACAUAAAGUCAUCAGUAAUGUGGACAAUCAGUACUGGAGUAAAGGUUCCAAACUAGGGACUGCACUGUCCAUAUCAGGGGACUGCAUCCUUUCCAGCCUCUCUAUCCCUCCAUCGACGCAUGUUGUGGUUCCUGCAGAGCCCACUGUCUACCACAUGCAGCCUACCACUGUGACUAUCUUGAGCCAGGGUACCCUGGGCCAGCUGGGCUCUGAGGCCAUCAUUGUGACCGACUAUGCUGAGGUGGAGCUGAGCACCAAUGAUGUGUUGGAGGAGGUGUCAGAGGCUGCUCAUGGAGGCGUGGAGGACCCGGCAGCGAAAGGCGCAGUAAAUGUGGAGAGCAGAUCUGUGGUGGCGAUCCUCACUGAGGGAGGCACCUUAGGUGAGGAGGACGAGAUGAUGGCCAUGAAUCAGCAAGUAGAACUUGGGGAAGAAAUGAAGAAAGCUCUCUGUGAGAAAUCAGUUCAGUGUGACCUUAGAAUGGAAUUUCCAAGAGAUGGAGGAGGAUUACUAUCCCCGAGUUGUCUGGGAGCAGCCGAGAGCUCAGAAAACGACGAAAGCGUCAGAACUGAUAUGGAAAGACAAAGUGAAAUUAUUGGACAGAAAGACAUAAUGCACACUGCUGAUGCUAGCCUUGGGGCUAGUGGACAAGCUAACUGCACUCUUAGUGGAAAUAAGAGCUUGUCUGAAGCAGGCACGGGCCAGGUGCUGCCGCCCCGACGGGGGCGUGGCAGACCAAGGAAGAACACAGUUGCGCCAAAGGUGGUGCAGCCUGGGAGGCGAAGAGGGCGGCCUCCAACAGUCAAAGCAGAGAAAGAGAAAAACGAAGAGGAUAUUGGAGAAAAAUCAGAUGGAAAACCCAGCAAACCAGAGGCAGGACAGAACGGCAUGGAAACCACACUGCUAAAUAAUGACCGUUGUCCCACAACAACAAAGUCCUGCAAGACUGAAACCAUAGAAAACCCCCGUGCUCGAUACCUAUGCAACACAUGCGGGCGGAAGUUCACACGCACGUCAGACGUGCGCCGGCACCAGCUGACCCACACUGGCGAGCGGCCCUUCCACUGCACACAAUGCGCGAAGACCUUCCAGCAUGCGUGGGACCUAACCAAGCACUGCCGCAAGUUCCACGGUGAGGCCACCUUCUCAUGUCGCCUGUGCACGGGCAGCUUUGUCAACCUGCGCACCCUCACAGCGCACCACAAGAAGAGCCAUACCAGCGAGCUGCCCCACUACUGCUCUAUCUGCGGUGAGGCAAGUUCGAGUGCCGUUGCGCUGGCGGCACAUCGAAGGACGCACAGUGUCACACAGCAGUACCGCUGUGAGCAGUGUGGCGAGGGCUUCGACACGCUACUGCAGCGAUCCGCGCACCGCCAAAGCCACCGGCGCCACCGCAAGUUCAAGUGCCCGCAGUGCGACAAGACAUACUCGCGGCGAGCUGAUGUCAAGCGGCACCUGCUGAGCCACACGGGUGAGCGGCCGCACCAGUGCGCCCUCUGCGGGAAGAGUUUCGCACUGCGCUCGGGCCUGCAGAAGCACCACAUGACGCACACGGGCGAGCGGCCGUACCGCUGCCCACACUGCCCAAAAGCCUUCAACCUGAUCUCCAUUCUGCACCGCCAUGAGCGUAUGCACACGGGCGAGCGUCCAUUCCUAUGCUCCCAGUGCGGCAAGCGCUUCCUCUCACUAGGCGAGCUCCUCAAGCACGACAAGUCGCACACGGACGAGAGGCCACAUGCCUGCAGCCAGUGCCACAAGCGCUUCAAGUCCAAGCGUGCGCUGCGGGAGCACGCGCUCAGUCACACGGGCGCACGACCCUAUGCCUGCUCUUACUGUAGCAAGAGGUUCACGAAGCCAUUUGCUCUCAACCGCCACCAUCUGAUGCACACCGGCGAGCGGCCCUUCUCCUGUGCACACUGCGCAAAGACCUUCCUUACAGCCACGGAAGUGGCGCUGCACGAGCGGGUACACACAGGCGAGCGGCCCUACGCCUGCCCCACCUGCCCAUGGCGUUUCCGCAGCUCCUCGGAGUUGGCCAGGCACCGGCGCACACACACGCAGGCCAGAGCACAUGCCUGCGGCUACUGCUCGAAAACCUACACGAGUGCCGCUAAGCUUAAGAGCCACGCACGCAUCCAUGCUGCGCAGGACAAUAGCAAGUGCCCAGUUGACAUCAGCCACACGGUGGAAGUGCAUGAGUCCACCCUUCAUGAGAGCGAGGUGGCUGAUGCUCUGUCAUGACACUUGUAAAAACAUGAGCACACGUUAAAUGAAACAUGGACACACAGACAUUCAUUUAAUGCUCUCUUUUUAUAUUACAUCGGUUCAAACUUGAAAUUGUUUUUGUAGUGAUGUAGCAUGUGAUGGAUUCAUUAUAAUGACAGUUCUACAGAUGACACGACAUUUUACCUGAGCAGGUGAAUUGGUAUUCUACAGUUCUUUAUCUGGCAUGACAGGUGUGUUAGGAGCUGGAAGAGAACAAACAUGCAAUAGAAUUGUCUAGAUGUUGGCCACAUGCUCUAGAUUUUCAUCAAAAUUCAAAGAACUACCUUCAUCUGUAACUUGAGUUAUAAAAUGUAGAGGAAGUGUGAAUUUUUAUUUUCACAUUGUUUCAUAUUUCAUACCACUUUUGGUUUGGCUGAAAGUUGUAAAUAAAGGAGCUGG